Messenger RNA from Eruca vesicaria subsp. sativa (arugula), 2122 nucleotides. The record is from the annotation of a GenBank genome assembly. Lineage: Eukaryota; Viridiplantae; Streptophyta; Magnoliopsida; Brassicales; Brassicaceae.
GUGAAUGUUAAACCCUAAACCCUAGCUCCACCGGCCGCCGAAAGCAUGAAUCACCUUCUUCGUCUUGUCCGUCCAAAGCCAAAUUACAUUCCGAGGAGCUUCUCUUUUCACUCAAAAAGGAACGUACCGUCGGCGUUGGACCCCUACGACACUCUGCAGCGUCGAGUAGCGAGGGCCGGCGAUCCCUCAGCUUCGAUUGUCAGAGUGUUGGAAGGAUGGCUUGACGAGGGGAAUACAGUCAAGACUACGGAGCUCCACUCCAUCGUCAAGAUGCUCCGCAAGUUCAGCCGCUUCUCCCACGCCCUCCAGAUAUCAGAUUGGAUGAGUGAGCAUAGAGUUCACGAUAUCUCUGACGGAGACGUAGCCAUUCGCCUUGAUCUAAUUGCCAAAGUCAAUGGUCUGAGAGAAGCAGACAAGUUUUUCGAAAAGAUUCCUAUCGGAAAGAGGAACUACCAUCUCUACGGCGCGCUCUUAAACUGCUACGCAAGCAAGAAAGUCUUGCACAAAGCUGACCAAUUGUUCCAGACGAUGAAAGAGCUCGGCUUCCUAAGAGGUUGUCUUCCUUACAACGUCAUGCUCAACCUCUACAUCAGGUGCGGCAAAUACACUAUGCUCGAGAAGCUUCUCCGUGAGAUGGACGAUGAGAACGUCAAGCCCGACAUCUUCACUGUGAACACGCGCCUUCACGCCUACUCCGUUGUAGCUGACGUGGAGGGAAUGGAGAAGUUUCUUAUGAGCUGCGAGGCUGACACUGGACUAGAGCUUGACUGGCGCACUUACGCCGAUGCUGCUAACGCCUACAUUAAAGCUGGUUCGACCGACAAGGCCGUGGAGAUGCUGCGUAAAUCGGAGCAGUUGGUGAAUCCUCAGAAGAGAAAGCAAGCCUACGAGGUUCUCAUGUCAUUCUACGGCGCUGCGGGUAUGAGACAAGAGGUCUACCGUCUCUGGACCUUGUACAAGGAGCUCGACGGGUUCUACAACACUGGAUACAUAAGCGUCAUCAGCGCGCUCUUCAAGGUGGAUGAUGUCGAGGGUGUUGAGAAGAUUAUGGGAGAGUGGGAAUCUGGACAUUCUUUAUUCGAUGUCCGGAUCCCGCACUUGUUAAUAACGGGUUACUGUAAGAAGGGGAUGAUGGAGAAGGCGGAGGAAGUAGCGAAGAUGGUUGUUCAGGAGACGAGCACGUGGGAGAGGUUAGCUCUGGGUUACAAGAUGGCGGGGGAGAUGGAGAAGGCGGUGGAGAGAUGGAAGAAGGCGAUAGAGGUAAGUCAGCCAGGGUGGAGACCACACCAGGUUGUGCUGAUGAGCUGUGUGGAUUAUGUAGAGGGUCAAAGAGACAUGGAGGGUUUGAGAAACAUCCUGAGGAUGCUUAGCGAGCGAGGACACAUUUCCUACGAUCAACUACUUUACGAUAUGAAGGGAGGUGGAGGACUGGGUUGGAAGAUAGUCGAUGCAAUGGGAACAAGACGGUACAACAUUGAGGAACCACAAGUAAGGUCGUAGCCAGAACAAACAUUGGAGUCUUGCUUGACAGACCAUUUUGAUACUAAAAUUCCAUAUAUCAUGAGUUUUUUUUAUGAGCGUAAGAAGGGGUUAGUUAACAAAUUCGAAAGGCCUGAUAUGCAAAUCCAUAGUGCACUUUGAUUGUUUGGGUCAAAAGACUCUAUAACCGUCACAACAUGCGCAUACGGCUGAAAUAUCAAAUGAUCUAAUAAGCGUAAAGCGUAUAAAGUUGAGAUUAACACCACAUCAUCAUCCAAAACUCAUGUGCAAUAUUAAGAGUUCUCAUCAUAUCCAUCAUUGAACAAGAAGAAAAGGAAUAGCGACACCCAACCAAGUCAUUAAUUAGGCCGAAGAAGACAAUUACAAAUGAAGAAAAAGACCCACAAAUGUAUGAAGAAGACAAAGUUUGCUGUAUCUGGUGGAAGAAAGGAAAAAAAAGGAACAAAGACAAAGAUGUAGGAGAGAAUGAAGGAGGAAAUCAUCGACGAAGCUUUUUGACUUUGGACCAUCCCUUCUUGCAAGAUUUGCCCACGACUUUGAUACCUUUCUUCAACAGAAGCUUCAGCUCAAUUGCCCUCAUCUUCACCUUAUCCUCGAAUGCUCCCAUCUUCUUCCUUCCUUG